Cherax quadricarinatus is the source of this 843-nucleotide messenger RNA. Lineage: Eukaryota; Metazoa; Arthropoda; Malacostraca; Decapoda; Parastacidae. The record is from RefSeq and is a predicted model, not a curated record.
AUAUUCUGAAAUACUUUUCAGUUAUCAGCAAAAGAAGAAGAUGUCAACAAUAAUAUUAGUGACCUUUCUUUAAUGAAGGAAGACAUGCGUGCAACAGCAGAGAAAUGUGCAAAGAUCUUCAUUGAAUAUUCUGCUAAACGAAGUGAGGUGCUGAGUCUGCGUGAGAAGCUAGUGAAUCCAGAUGCUGCCUGGGGUGAUGCCGCCAGCUCAGCUUGGGCAGGUAAAGGGUUUGGCAGUGGUGGGGCUAGUGCCUGGAAUAGUGCAUGGCCCCCCAGUCAGCCCAGAGAUGCAUGGCCCAUUAGCGGAGGUGAUGAUAGUGGCGCCCCCACCAGUAGUCCACAGCCUCUGCAGGAGCAGCAGCAACAUGCAACAGACCAUCAACCUCCAGCACGUCCCCCGCCCCCUUCCACAACCACCACCAUGCCCUUUAUGUCCACUACUGGCACUUUAAAUGAGAAGCCGGCAGUACCCCCAGCCCCCCGGGAAGUUGAAGGCCUCACUACUGCCAACUCCACUACCGUCAUCAACAGUACCAGUGCUGUGGGCUGGGGGGCCCGCAAUACCACACCCCCUUCUUCCUCCACUACCACCACAGCCCCUUGGGGGGUGUUCUCCACCACUACUACCACCACCACCAUCACCACUACCACCACCUAUUCUACCACUUCCACCACACACCCAGGUAUACCCUCUAACACACAUCCAUCAUCAUCCUUCUUCUCAGUCUUGAAAUGUUCAUGUUGUUUGAUUCUUCCUUGCACUCAUGCUGGACCUCUUAUUGCUGCCUUACCAUGUUGCACCUUUAUUUUCAUCUUUAUCAUAAGAUAAGAUAAAUAUUAAUAA